UAUUAUUUUUCAACCGUUAUGAAUUGUUAAAUUUCAACCAUUUUCCGAGUUUAUGAAGAAAACUUUGAUAAUGGUUGAAAUUAAACAAAAAAAUGACUGAAAAAACAGGAGCCAUGUUUUCAUUCGCUGAAGUGUUUGUUUUGUUUGUGAUUCUACGUUGGACUAAAUUUCUUAAAAAUCUUUUGAAUUGCUUGACAUACAAACUACGAGAGUUAGGUUAUCUGGGGUCGGAAGCAGCAGCAGUUCCGCCGCAGACAAAAAUUCGUCGGUUUGCUACUCAACGAAAUUAUAACAGCUGCCGUUACGUCUUUAGAAUGUUCCGGAACUCCCUACGUUUGCUGCAUCAGGAGGUUCCGAAUAUACACCAAGAAAAACUGGCACCAAAAUCACAGCACAGCCGGAAGCUGAACCACAGGCCACCGGCUGAACAUUGAAGGAAAGGCAGCAGCGCAUUAUCCGUAGCAGUAGCCGACACAAUCAUUCCCUCCGCCGACAAAACUUUCUUCCGCUAAUGCAACAUAG
Messenger RNA from Uranotaenia lowii, 522 nucleotides. RefSeq lists its product as uncharacterized. The transcript is spliced from 3 exons. The record is from RefSeq and is a predicted model, not a curated record. NCBI's taxonomy places the organism in Eukaryota, Metazoa, Arthropoda, Insecta, Diptera, Culicidae. Bases 93 to 434 code for a protein of 113 amino acids.